AUGUUUCCAUCUGAGAGUUUAAAUGAUAUUGUUGAAGAUCCAACAUGGGAAUUAGGUGAUGAUGUUUAUCUUGAAGAUGAUUAUAUUGAAGAAUCACAAGUAGAAUUAGGUGAAAAUGAAAUUGAUCAAAAAGAAGUUAUUGAUCGAACGAGUACAAGUCAUUCAGUUCGAAUACCAACAACAAAAUCAAUAAGUUCCUCAGUACAUGGUGAUAGUAAACGUGUUCGAUUAAAAAAUCCACAUCAACAAUUAUAUACUUAUGGUAGUGUAUCAGUUAAACGUGAUCCAGCUAUUGAAUCAAUAAUUGAAUCAAGACAAUUUUCUAUUAUUGAAAAUGGUUAUACACGUUUAGCACAAACUACAUCACAACCAACUAAACUUUCACAACGUUCAAAUCCAUUUGAAGUUCCUAUAUUAACAGAAUCAGAUACAGACAUUAAAGUUAGAAACUUUACUUCUCAAAAUAAAAAAAAAAUAUCAACAUUACCAACAACUGAAUUAGAUAAUCAAGGAUGGGAUGAUGCAGUAAUUGUAGAACAUGAAAAAGAAAGUAUGUCAGGAUUAGAUAAAUCAUGUGUACAAAUAUAUGAAGAAACAUGUACACGUUUAAAUAUUUGUCCUUGUUCAAUCAUUGUUCGAUCAUUAAAUACAACAGAAAUAAAUUUACGUAAUUAUGGACUUGGUCCACGAGGAUGUGCAGCAUUAGCAGCCAGUCUUAUUCGUAAUACAACUGUUCUAUCACUUAAUUUGGCAUCGAACAAUAUUGGUAAUGGCGGAAUGGCAUAUGUCUAUCGAAUUCUUACAGAAAAUAUAUAUAUUGAGGACUAUGAUCUUUCAUUUAAUAAUCUCGGUACGAAAGGUAUUCGUAAAUUAGCUGAUGCUCUUACUCAAUGUGCUCAAAUAAAAACUUUAAGUGUAGCUGGAAAUGAAUUAUCAGCUAAUGAUAUUAAAUUUUUACUUUCAAGAUUAGAGGAUCAUCAAAGUUUGAUAACUCUUAAUAUAAGUCAUAAUCAAUUAGAUGAAGUAGGUGGAAAACAUAUUGCUGAAUGGCUAACUGAUAAUAAUAUGUUACUUAAUCUUGAUGUUAGUUGGUGUAGUAUUCGUUUAAUGGGUGCUAAAGCUUUAGCUAAAGCAAUUGGUGAUAAUAAUAAAUUAAUAUCACUUGAUUUAUCACAUAAUAGUUUUACAAAUGAUACAAUUGAAAUAUUAACAAAUUCUUUAACACGUAACAUGUCAUUAUGUGAAUUAAGUUUACAUGGUAAUCAAUUGAUAUGUAGAUAUGAUGCAACAAUUAAAGAAAAUCCAUCAUUAUUAAUUACUGGAAAAGAUUCUCAAGUAUAUAAAAUGAUUGUAUCUGCUGCAACAAAUCAAUCAUUAAAAAUAUUUCGAUUAGGACGAAAUCAUAUUGAUACACGUUGUUUAAUGAUAAUAUUAGAAUCAUUAUCACAAAUGAAUAAUAUUACAUUAGAAGAACUUGAUUUAACAGGUUUAACAAUCAGUGCAAAACAAAUAUCAAAAAUUGAUUUACUAUUUUUAAAUCAUCCUAAAUUAACAUGUUAUGUUGGACCAGUAAGACAAACAGUUGAACAUUUUACAAAUCAUCUUUUAAAUUUAAUACAUGCUUAUUGUGAAGAACAUUCAAUUACUUUAUCAGAUAUAUUUAGUUCAAAUGAAGGAACACGUACGACAAUAUCAAUAAUUACAUAUGAACAAUUUCUUAAUGGAUUAAGAAAAGCAAAAAUUCCAUUUCCAAUAGCUCGCAUUGAUGAUAUUAUGAAAUAUUUGGGACGAGAUAAUGAACCAGGACAGAUUCCACUUAGAUCAAUGAGUAUUGGUUAA
Molecule: messenger RNA, 1839 nt
Organism: Rotaria sordida
Lineage: Eukaryota; Metazoa; Rotifera; Eurotatoria; Philodinida; Philodinidae
Source: the annotation of a GenBank genome assembly